Haplochromis burtoni (Burton's mouthbrooder) is the source of this 3366-nucleotide messenger RNA. Its product is annotated as TGF-beta receptor type-2. Gene Ontology annotation, molecular function: activin binding; metal ion binding; SMAD binding. The coding region runs from base 39 to 2000 and encodes 653 amino acids. The transcript has 9 exons. Lineage: Eukaryota; Metazoa; Chordata; Actinopteri; Cichliformes; Cichlidae. Gene Ontology annotation, biological process: protein phosphorylation; cellular response to growth factor stimulus; heart development. The record is from RefSeq and is a predicted model, not a curated record. Gene Ontology annotation, cellular component: signaling receptor complex; plasma membrane.
GAAAAACAUCUGGGCUCCCUCUCUCUUUCUCUGCGUACAUGAGAGGCUCUCCGCUGACACCGGGGGCUGAAGACCGAAGCACCAACACACCGACUGACCGGGGUCCCCUGAGUUUCAUCGACUUACUUUGCCGGAAGAUGAUGGCUCAGUGCUGGACGAUUUGGACCGGGAUCCUCGUCCUCCUGACUGCCUGUCUUCCAGUUGAUGUCCAGUCUUUAAGCCACCUGAGCUUCAAUUUAUGCAGGUGGUGUGAGGUAUCCACGCCGGUGUGCGAAGGCAACAUAUGCUCCAGCAACUGCAACUUGAGCUCUUUCUGUAACACCACUGAAGAGAUCUGCAUGGCCAUAUGGAGGAAGGCAAACAACACAAUGACAGUGUACACAAUGUGUCACCACCCAAAUCUGCCACUGGAUGGUAUCAGUCCUGACCUGCUGCAGACCUUCACUUCCAGGGAGUGUCGUAUGGUCCCACAGGCUGCAAAUGACUCCAUGAUGGUCUGUGGAUGUCAGGGUGAACAUGAAUGUAACGACAAACUUGUCUUCGACAAGGGAGCAAAUGGAUUCUUACCGCUCCAAAGUAAGGAUGUGAUCCCUGUGGUAGUGGUUAGUUUGGUGCCCCCUAUUCUGGUGGCCAUAGUUGCCAUUGCUGCCUUCUAUUUCUACCGCAUACAUCGUCCUGACAAACCAGCUCCGUCAGUAUGCCCUGACUGGCCCACUAAACGCACCCCUGAGCUUUACCAGGCCUUGGAUCUACCAUGUGGGGGCCUGGGUGCUCAGGGAGAAGGUGGAGGAGGAGGUGUGACUGAUGCUGAACAGGAUGAGUUGAACACCAAGGUUCAACCUCUUAACAGUGACACUAUCAGUGGUAUGACCAGCUGGCAGGGCCAGCCAGCUGAACUGCUACCUAUCAAACUGGAUGUGCUCGUGGGGAAGGGGCGCUUUGCCGAAGUGUGGAGGGGAUGGCUGCUCCAGGGCGAGAAAGGUGGAGUUAAUAGCUAUGAAACUGUGGCGGUGAAGGUGUUUCCGGAUGUGGAGUACGCCUCAUGGAGAAAUGAAUGCUCCAUCUUUGCUGACCCCAAGCUACAGCACGAUAAUGUGAUUCAGUUCCUAGCAGCUGAGGAAAGGGGCCUGUCGGGCCACACCCCACACACCUACUGGCUGGUUUUAGCCUAUCACAGCCUAGGAAAUCUGCAGGACUUCCUCACAGCUAACAUAUUGAGCUGGGAAGAACUUGUUGCCAUGGCAGGCAGCAUUGCUAAAGGAUUAGCUCACCUUCAUAGUGACACAACACUCAGUGGGCUACCAAAGGUACCAGUGGCCCAUCGGGACCUCAAGAGCAGUAACAUCCUGGUAAAGAGCAGGAAAGAGUGCGCACUGUGUGACUUUGGUCUGGCUUUAAGACUGGACCUGUCCCUUACAGUUGAUGACUAUGCCAACAGUGGACAGGUGGGGACAGCUCGCUACAUGGCUCCUGAGGUCCUUGAGUCCAGGGUGAACCUGGAGGAUCUCGAGGCCUUUAAACAGAUGGAUGUUUAUUCCAUGGCUCUAGUCUUGUGGGAGAUGGCCUCUCGAUGCAAUGCAAUUGGAGAGGUAAAGAGCUAUGAGCCAGCAUUUGGCUCCAAGGUUUGUGAGCAGCCCUGUGUGGAUAGCAUGAGAGAUCUGGUGUUGAGAGACCGAGGACGUCCGGACAUCCCACUAGCAUGGACGCAGCACCAGGGGAUGAACAUCUUCUGUUCCACCAUCACUGAGUGCUGGGAUCACGACCCCGAGGCCAGGCUCACGGCUCACUGCGUGGUUGAGCGCUUCAGCGCCCUGGAGCAGGCGGAAGAUGACGACAGGGUGGGAGACGAAGAAGACGAGGAAGAACAAAAGACCAGAGGAGACAGAAAUGAACCAAAGACUGACUGUGCCUUAAACGACAGACCUACUUCUUCGCAAACGUUUGCUGAGGAUGUGACACCCGAAUCAGUCAUAGAUCUGCUGGCAGUUGCUGAUCGCUGAACAGUUUGAAAAAGAUUUGAUUUGUUGGAGCUGGUCUCCAUUUUGUCACGGUAUUAUUCUUUUAUACUGGCUGUGACAUGUGACUUAUCAUUGCUAUACUAUAACCUACUACUGUAGGUCAUGUGACUAUAACCUACAUUUAUAAAUAAACAGGAGAGAAAAAUCUUUUUCCUGGUUUUAUGUUUGUUUGAUAAAAAAAAUCUUAAAGAAUAAAUUUGACUUUUUUCAUCUACACAAUUUCAUCCCUUGGUGUAUUUUCUUCUUUUCAAUUACUUCUCUGAAAGACAUUACUAUAAAUGCUAAUAAUAUAAACUUAUCUGCCACUCAAUUCUAUACAUCUUGCUAUCACUGGUUUGAACCCCUUUUUUGCUGUUUGAGUGGCCUCAUAUGGAUUUAAAAUACGAUUCUCCGAGGUGCUGGAAACAUUUCUCUGAGAUUUUGGUCCAUGUUGACAUGACAGCUUAAAAAUAACCUACACACCAUUACACCACCAGCAGUAGCCUAAACCGUUGAUACAAGGGAGGAUGGAGCCAUGCAUUUGCAUUAAUUACACCAAAUUUCACAGCAGAAAUUGAGACUCAGACCACGGAACUUCUUUCCAAUCUGGUGCUUGACUUUGGUGAGCCUGUGCAAAUUGCAGUCCCAGUUUUCUGUCCUUUGCUGACAGGAGUGGCACCUGGUGUGGUCUUUUGCUGUUAGAACCCAUCUGCUUGUGCUUUCAGAGAUGCUCUUCUGCAUACCUUGGAUGUAACAAGCGGUUGCUUGAGUUACUGUUAACUUUCUAUCAGUUUGAAGUGGUUUGCCUUUCUCCUCUGACCUCGGGCUUUUUGGCUUAAAGAACUGCCUCACACUGGAUAUUUUUUAUUUUUCAGACCAUUCUCUGUGAGCCCUGGAGAGGCUCUGUGGGAAUAUCCCAGUAGAUCACCAGUUUAUGAAUUACUCAGACCAGCCUGUCUGGCACCACCAAGCAUGCCACAUUCAAAGUCACCUAAAAUCACAUUCUGAUGCUUGUCUGUAUACUUGAAGGCAUUGAGUUCCUGCCGUGUGAUUGGCUGAUUAGAUUUAGAUUAGAUCAGACAUUUGCCUUAAUGAGCAUGUUAUAUAUCCGAGAGUAAGGGCUACGUGACGUGGAAUAACAAUGGUAUAACAGGAAAAAGCCAAACAGAACAAAUUGUGAAAAACUAAGUUUAAAUUAAUAAAGGAGUCAACUCAAAAAGUCGGCAACACCGCUAUUUCAACUAAACAAACGACAUCCACAAACUAAAACACACCGAGGAAAGAUAAAGGAGAUGGUUAACCAAAUUAAAGGUUCACUUCUGCUACCAGUGGAUACCAGCUACUCAUUAGAAGCUCAAAGAAAACAAAG